This is a messenger RNA of Talaromyces stipitatus ATCC 10500, 276 nucleotides long. RefSeq lists its product as uncharacterized. The coding region runs from base 1 to 276 and encodes 91 amino acids. Lineage: Eukaryota; Fungi; Ascomycota; Eurotiomycetes; Eurotiales; Trichocomaceae. The record is from RefSeq and is a predicted model, not a curated record. Gene Ontology annotation, molecular function: nucleic acid binding; RNA-DNA hybrid ribonuclease activity. The transcript is spliced from 2 exons.
AUGCGCAGUGCAUCGGUACAGAGGGGGAAGAAUAUCACAUGCAAGAAUGAGCAUAUCGCAAUAUACACGGACGGCAGUGGAUAUCAAGGCUAUAUUGGCGCGUCCAUGGUCAUUCCAACAUUCAGAAAACAACGAACGGAGUGUAUUGGUACGGAAGGCACCUCAACAGUAUACGCAGCUGAGGUCUGUGGGAUCAAAUUCGCGCUCGAAACUGCGCUUCAAAUUGCAGAUCAGGACAUACGAACCAAGAAACUAGUUAUUUUCUCAGAUAGCUAA